Molecule: messenger RNA, 1482 nt
Organism: Prionailurus viverrinus (fishing cat)
Lineage: Eukaryota; Metazoa; Chordata; Mammalia; Carnivora; Felidae
Product: keratin, type I cytoskeletal 17
Exons: 8
Coding region: 1-1362 (453 amino acids)
Cellular component (GO): keratin filament
Molecular function (GO): structural molecule activity
Source: RefSeq, a predicted model, not a curated record
AUGACCACCACCAUCCGCCAGUUCACCUCCUCCAGCUCCAUCAAGGGCUCCUCUGGCCUGGGGGGCGGCUCGUCCCGCACCUCCUGCCGGCUGUCUGGCAGCCUGGGCCCUGGCUCCUGCAGGCUGGGGUCUGCGGGGGGCCUGGGCAGUGCCCUCGGGGGCAGCAGCUAUUCGAGCUGCUACAGCUUUGGCUCUGGCAGUGGUUACGGCGGCAGCUUUGGGGCCGUGGACGGGCUGCUGGCGGGUGGGGAGAAGGCCACCAUGCAGAACCUCAACGACCGGCUGGCCUCCUACCUGGACAAGGUGCGCGCCCUGGAGGAGGCCAACACUGAGCUGGAGGUGAAGAUCCGGGACUGGUACCAGAAGCAGGCCCCGGGGCCCGCCCGUGACUACAGCCACUACUACCAGACCAUCGAGGACCUGAAGAACAAGAUCCUCACGGCCACCGUGGACAAUGCCAACAUCCUGCUGCAGAUUGACAACGCCCGCCUGGCAGCUGAUGACUUCCGCACCAAGUUUGAGACGGAGCAGGCCCUGCGGGUGAGUGUGGAGGCCGACACCAAUGGCCUGCGCAGGGUGUUGGACGAGCUGACCCUGGCCAGGGCCGACCUGGAGAUGCAGAUCGAAAACCUCAAGGAGGAGCUGGCCUACCUGCGGAAGAACCACGAGGAGGAGAUGAACGCCCUGCGAGGCCAGGUGGGUGGUGAGAUCAACGUGGAGAUGGACGCCGCCCCUGGCGUGGACCUGAGCCGCAUCCUGUCUGAGAUGCGCGACCAGUACGAGAAGAUGGCGGAGAAGAACCGCAAGGACGCCGAGGACUGGUUCUUCAGCAAGACCGAGGAGCUGAACCGCGAGGUGGCCACCAACAGCGAGCUGGUGCAGAGCGGCAAGAGCGAGAUCUCCGAGCUCCGGCGCACCGUGCAGGCCUUGGAGAUCGAGCUGCAGUCCCAGCUCAGCAUGAAAGCAUCCCUGGAAGGUAGCCUGGCUGAGACAGAGAACCGCUACUGCGUGCAGCUGGCCCAGAUCCAGGGGCUGAUCGGCAGCGUGGAGGAGCAGCUGGCCCAGCUGCGCUGCGAGAUGGAGCAGCAGAACCAGGAGUACAAGAUCCUGCUGGACGUGAAGACGCGGCUGGAGCAGGAGAUCGCCACCUACCGCCGCCUGCUGGAGGGCGAGGAUGCCCAUCUUGCAGAAGGACACAGUGGGGAACUGGGGGCUGAGCCAGGGUUUCUCGGCCCCCACCCCACCUCGGAGUGUCUGUCUCCUGCAGCCGUGACCACACGCCAGGUGCGCACCAUUGUGGAAGAGGUCCAGGAUGGCAAGGUCAUCUCCUCCCGUGAGCAGGUCCACCAGACCACCCGCUGAGAACUCUGCUCCUCCUGGCCAGCCCCCCAGGCUCCCCCACUGACCCUGUAGCCUCUGGAUUCCCCAGCCUCAACUCCUGGCUUAGUCCCUUUUCCAUAACCCCUUGCCUGACCAAUAAAG